CUGGACUCUCGUCAGGCCAGGCCACCAGCACGUCCUCGUGAGUGCAGACAAUACUUGUUAGGCCUCCACCUUAUUGUUCGUCUCCCGCCCCGUACAAGCCCUACCUUACGCUGCCCUUGCCCUUGUUCGCGGAUUCAUGCCGCCCCCUCCCAGCUUCUUCUCUUCCCCAUCACCUACUGCGGACACUUAUGUCGCUGCGAAUGCCACCGCUAAGCGGCCGACGUCCUCUUAUCGUCUUCACUUAACUAGCCCGCCCGCUUACCCCUCGUCACGUCCCUUAUCCGUUAUUAUGACGACCUUCUCUAACGCGCCGUCAUGGCAAACAGUCUCCCGGACGAUUGUCGCCAUCGCCGUCGCCCUACCGCCUACCGCCUGCCGUCGCAAUCGCAUGCCGCCCGUGCGCCGAGACAGCUAUAAUUGCUUGUCUAGCCGGGGGUUCUCUCGUGCUAAUCAGCAAUCCGACACAGGUUCAGCAUCUACCUCCAUCGAUAGCACGAUCAUUCUUCGGCGCAUGUUAAAGAGCCCUGCCUCUCUUUGAGCAGCGAAAGCCAGCCAUGGAUUCAUACCCGUAUGUCGUUUGAAAGUCAGGACAACGUAUCCUGCUGAUUCAAUCCAUCUUUAGCAACCGUGAAGCCGGUGUCGACUCGUACCGCCGCCGUUCGCCUGCAGGCAAUGAUCGCCGACCUCGCGGCAGCCGUGGACGAUCAAGAUCUCCGCAACCAAUC
Mytilinidion resinicola is the source of this 725-nucleotide messenger RNA. RefSeq lists its product as uncharacterized. NCBI's taxonomy places the organism in Eukaryota, Fungi, Ascomycota, Dothideomycetes, Mytilinidiales, Mytilinidiaceae. Bases 137 to 538 code for a protein of 133 amino acids. The record is from RefSeq and is a predicted model, not a curated record. The transcript has 2 exons.